UGCAUAUAGCUGGUAGAAUCACGUUACAUGGGUUGGGUGUAUAUAAAAGUAGUGUUACGCUUUCGGUCUCUUAGUUGCCUUAGUAAGUUAUCUUUUGGAUUGUUCCUGAUUCUGCAAGCCUGCCCAGGGACUAUGGCGGGAGCAACAUGCGACAUGAGCAGUAUCCUAACAAACUAUAUUACAACGUUAUAUCCACCAAUCCAAGCUUACCCUGUGUCUGCUGCACUUUUAUUAAGCCAAGAUAAUGACAAGUUCCUUCCGUUUGCAAUUCCAGAACCGAAGAGUGAACUAACAGUGGACCCAUGUGGGUGGGCCCAGAACAUGCCAAACCUGUGGUCCAGAGAGCAGGUGUUGGACUGGUUCAGUUACAGUAUGGAGAGGAACAAGUGGGACGCAAGCACUAUAGAUCUGAAGCAAUGUGACAUGGAUGGGCAACGUCUUUGCCAACUCAGCAGGGCUGAUAUGAGGACGAUGUUUGGGGGACUUGGAGACAAGCUUUAUGAUCAUUUGUGCCAGCUUAAAGAAUGGCAUACUCCUCCAACAGUGAAUCCUGAAAUCGGGGAUUAUGAAUUAAAUGAAGGCCCGUUUGAGUGGGAUCUGAUCUGUGACCUAAUCCGAAAUGACGAUCAUCUGCAGCAUGGAAUCAAGAAGGAAAUAGAUUUUGACUGUUAUGGAGAUAGAACAACAGAUGCAGGUUAUUACUCCGAUCCGAUCUCUCCAGCAAGCCCUGCAUCAUGUGCAUCUGCAGGGACAUUGCCCUACAGCCCACAAGCUGGAGAUUCUUCAGCAGGAAGUGAUCUAGAUAUUAAAAGUCACUUGAACAGAGAUGUCUUCUCAAACAAAAGUGAUGGUACCCCAAACAAGAGAAGGCGGGGAAGACCCAGAAAGUUGAACUCCGGCUGCAGAGACAUCCUGGAGACAAAAAAGAGCAAGCAUGCAGCACGUGGUACACACCUCUGGGAGUUUAUCCGCGAUAUAUUGUUGCAUUCGGAUUUGAAUGAUGGCCUUUUGAAGUGGGAGGACAGAACCGAAGGGGUCUUCAAAUUCCUUCGCUCAGAGGCAGUAGCCCAACUGUGGGGACAAAAGAAGAAGAAUGCUAGUAUGACAUAUGAGAAACUUAGUCGAGCCAUGAGAUACUACUAUAAACGGGAAAUCCUCGAGCGUGUAGAUGGCCGCAGACUGGUAUAUAAAUUUGGGAAGAACGCCACUGGAUGGCAGCUGAGUGACAAAGUGUCUCAAGGAUGUUAAACGCAGAAUGGAAGAUACAUAGUGUGGAUAUUCUUCCACUGUGCAUAAUUACGUCAGAACUCAACCUUUUUUAUAAGGACGUUGAUGUAGCAUCAUUAUUACGGUGCCAAAAACUUAAGCUGAUAUUUUAGCUUCUGUAGGUUGUUGUAAACCAGUUUUAUUAUUGUAUUUGAGAUUUUUCUCAUUGAAAAUGUUUUCAGUUUCUUUAAAGUAGUUAAUGUGAAUUGUAAGCGAGCAAAGGGUUGCUAAUGUACACAAUCUAUUGUACAUCUGGGCUGAGUCCUAUUAAAGGGAUUCAAGUCAUUAGCUAAACAAACCUUUGCUGCAGCAGGGCUAUUCAUUAAUCUUCUUUUUUAACUCUUGAAUAUUUGAUUUGCGUAGUUUCUAUGAUAAUGUAUUUUUUUUUUUUUGUACCUCUAAAGGUAGAAAAGAAGUGUUUUCAAGUAAAUAUAUUGAAAAGGAAAGCUUUUGAGGUUGUAGAUUUUGAGAAGCUUCCCAUGCACAGCAUGACUUUUAGACUGGAUUGUUUUAGACCCAGUCUAUAAACAAAUGGCUUGUGUAUG
Messenger RNA from Nanorana parkeri, 1811 nucleotides. RefSeq names its product E74 like ETS transcription factor 3 (gene ELF3). Lineage: Eukaryota; Metazoa; Chordata; Amphibia; Anura; Dicroglossidae. The transcript is spliced from 10 exons. Gene Ontology annotation, biological process: cell differentiation; regulation of transcription by RNA polymerase II. The coding region runs from base 28 to 1248 and encodes 406 amino acids. Gene Ontology annotation, molecular function: DNA-binding transcription factor activity, RNA polymerase II-specific; sequence-specific DNA binding. The record is from RefSeq and is a predicted model, not a curated record. Gene Ontology annotation, cellular component: nucleus.